This is a messenger RNA of Hippopotamus amphibius kiboko, 1128 nucleotides long. RefSeq names its product GIPC PDZ domain containing family member 3 (gene GIPC3). Lineage: Eukaryota; Metazoa; Chordata; Mammalia; Artiodactyla; Hippopotamidae. The record is from RefSeq and is a predicted model, not a curated record. Bases 54 to 1028 code for a protein of 324 amino acids. Gene Ontology annotation, molecular function: protein binding. The transcript is spliced from 6 exons.
AAGCGGCGGAUCCGGCCGUGGCGGGUGGCCCCGGUGGCCGAGCUCCUCCUGCCAUGGAGACCACAGCGGCCCGCGAGCCCCGGGGGGCCGAGGCCCCGCGCCUGCCCGCGCCCCCGCCCCCGCCCCCGCCCUCGCCCUCGCCCGCCGAGCCGGCGGCCGCGUCCCCCACCCCAGCCGCUCCCCGCACCCGCCCGCGCCUCGUCUUCCGCACGCAGCUGGCGCACGGCAGCCCCACCGGCAAGAUCGAGGGCUUCACCAACGUCCGCGAGCUCUACGCCAAGAUCGCCGAGGCCUUCGGGAUCGCGCCCACCGAGAUCUUAUUCUGCACCUUAAACAGCCAUAAAGUGGACAUGCAGAAACUCCUGGGCGGCCAGAUAGGGUUGGAGGACUUUAUCUUUGCGCACGUGCGCGGCGAGACCAAGGAGGUGGAGGUCACUAAGACCGAGGACGCCCUGGGACUGACCAUCACCGACAACGGGGCCGGCUAUGCCUUCAUCAAGAGGAUCAAGGAAGGCAGCAUCAUCAACCGGAUCGAGGCGGUGUGCGUGGGCGACAGCAUCGAGGCCAUCAACGACCACUCGAUCGUUGGCUGCCGGCACUACGAGGUGGCCAAGAUGCUACGGGAGCUGCCCAAGUCGCAGCCCUUCACCCUGCGCCUGGUGCAGCCCAAGAGAGCCUUUGAUAUGAUCAGCCAGAGGAGCCGGAGCAGCAAAUGCCCCGUGGAGGCAAAAGUCAGCAGCGGGAGGGAGACCCUACGGCUUCGGUCUGGGGGGGCUGCCACCGUGGAGGAAGUGCCCAGUGAAUUUGAGGAGGAGGCAUCUCGGAGGGUGGAUGACCUACUGGAGAGUUACAUGGGCAUUCGGGACCCAGAGCUGGCGUCCACCAUGGUGGAGACGUCCAAGAAGACAGUGAGCGUCCAGGAGUUUGCACGCCAUUUAGACUCCGUCUUGGGCGAGUUCGCCUUCCCGGACGAGUUUGUGGUGGAGGUGUGGGCCGCCAUCGGCGAGGCAAGGGAGGCCUGUGGCUAGUCUGCCCCGGGGCCGAGCGCAGCCCCAGCCCGGAGCCCAGCCCCCUGCCCCAGCCCUCCUGGCCAGUUCCUGAAGCCCAGCCCUGCUCCAGAGCCCAGAA